Carassius auratus (goldfish) is the source of this 3329-nucleotide messenger RNA. RefSeq names its product beta-1,3-glucuronyltransferase 1 (glucuronosyltransferase P) b (gene b3gat1b). Gene Ontology annotation, biological process: chondroitin sulfate proteoglycan biosynthetic process; carbohydrate metabolic process. The record is from RefSeq and is a predicted model, not a curated record. Gene Ontology annotation, cellular component: Golgi membrane. The transcript is spliced from 7 exons. Bases 1265 to 2272 code for a protein of 335 amino acids. Gene Ontology annotation, molecular function: galactosylgalactosylxylosylprotein 3-beta-glucuronosyltransferase activity. NCBI's taxonomy places the organism in Eukaryota, Metazoa, Chordata, Actinopteri, Cypriniformes, Cyprinidae.
UAAUCUCUUCUUCUGCAAUCAAUAGACUGAACUAUUAUUAAUUCAUGCUCUGACUCCUGCUAUUGAAAAAUGAUUUCUAAAUCAAAUACAGAAUUACAGACCCAGUCACAUGGAAAUGCUGUGCUACGGAUUGUAACAAGGCUGAUUUGAUACGUUUCUUUUCCAGGUUUACUCUUUACAGCUCAGAAACUGUGAUCACUGCAGCAUGUGGACGUGACCGUGCAGUGUUAUCUGUCGGUUCCGCUCCGGUGCUGCAGGCUGAAGCCUUCGAUUAGUUCAGUUAGAGCGUUUAAAAAAAAAAAACUGAACUGUGUCAUGUGCAUGGACAUCAAUAAACCACCCCAGGAGCUCGCAGCACUGUCCCGUGAAGUAAAGGUUGCAUUAACAGCUUUUAAUGACCUGAUUAAAUGAUUUAGAGGCAGAUGCCACUUAAAGCGAGCUCUCUUAAAACUAAAAGCCACUGAAACUGGUCUAAUGUUCUCUGCGUGAUUUGUCAGAGAAUUUCCAGCUUUGGUAUCUGCACAUCUUUUGAAGCAGAUUAGAGUAGGAAGAAAAUCUCAUAUUGAAACAAUGCACAUCAGUAUAACAGAGAGAGGAGCACUGUCAGUAAGAACUGUCUGUCGUUCGUACCAGCGAUCUACUGCCAGAUUUGUUCCCCCUGUUGCCAUAGCAACAGUCAUUAUGCUUAAUUUCAGAUUGUAGAGUUAAUAUUCAGGAACUAGUACUAUCUGUACCUGUAUCAAUGUGAACAAUAGUUCACAAAUAUUCUUUAUUUGUUAUCUAAAUGGGACUCAAGUCUGAAACUCAAGUAAAAUCUCAGUCUGCUUUCCAUCUCUGUCUGCUUUCAGUGAUUUUAACCUCAGUCUGAUUUCACUGUGUGAUCGGCACUGUCCAGUUUCCUUCUCUGUCCGAUUUUGCUGUCUCAUUGCUGUGUCGUCUAUUAAACUCAGCCUCUCCACAGUGAUUGAGACAGAUGAUUGCAGCUUUACCCGUGUGGGACGAUCUGAUCGGUGAGAAUUAAACAGGACAGACAUUGUGUGGAGGAAAACCCACACUUCACAGCAUCUCAGAACAGUCUCAGAACCCCAAUGGAUCAAACAAAGCCUUAUUCUCAGGGCCACCAGAAGGAUAUCUGACUGAUAAACAGAGUGUGUAAAUGACUGUGUCAAGGCAAAGAGAGAAAGAUGGAACAUAUGCUGAUAGAGUUACUCAGACACUGACCGCUGAGGGGUUGUGAUGAGAGAGGGCUAAACACCGAUAAGACAUGCCGAGAAGAAGGGACGUCCUGGCACUCUUUUUGAUUUUGUUACCGUGGACUUUAUUGAUCACAUUUUGGCACCAGCGCGCUGGCAACUCCUUGAUUCCAGUUCCUAAAGAUAACAGAACUAGGGCCAGUAAAGCUCACCAAAGAGGCUUUCGACUUUAUGAGUCCUGUGUCACGGAGAACAAGCGUGUCGCUAAGGCCAACCAGAUGAGGCACAUCCACCAGCGACCUCAACCCUGGUCUGACACAUUGCCAACUCUUCACAUAAUAACGCCAACCUACAGUAGACCCGUCCAGAAGGCCGAGUUGACCCGCCUCACUAACACCUUCCUACACGUCCCCAACCUUCACUGGCUGGUGGUGGAGGACUCGGCGCAGAAGACGGCGCUGAUGUCCAGACUGCUGGAGAACACGAGACUGAAUUACACUCACUUGAAUGUAAAGACGCCUGAGAAUCUCCAGACACAAAAGAAGCCCAGAAAUGCACGUAUCCCACGAGGCACCAUGCAGAGGAACCUGGCUCUCCGCUGGCUGAGGGAGAACAUCAACCCAAACUCCGGUCAUAAAGGAGUGGUGUAUUUUGCAGAUGAUGACAAUACUUACAGCUUGGAGCUGUUCGAGGAGAUGCGCUGGACUCAUAAAGUGUCAGUAUGGCCGGUCGCCUUCGUCGGAGGUCUCCGAUACGAAUCGCCCAAAAUCAACUCUCAAGGCAAAGUGUUCGGCUGGAGGACGGUGUUUGACCCUCGUCGACCUUUCGCCAUCGACAUGGCUGGGUUUGCCGUGAACCUUCAGCUCAUCCUCCGCAAACCUCAAGCCUACUUUAAGUUAAAAGGGGUAAAAGGUGGAUACCAGGAAAGUAGUCUGCUACAGGAUCUGGUCACCCUCAGUGACCUGGAACCCAAAGCCGCUAACUGCACAAAGAUACUGGUUUGGCACACCCGGACCGAAAGACCCUUGCUUGUGAAUGAAGGAAAAAAGGGAUUCACUGAUGGCAGCAUGGAAGUAUGAUGAACUGCAUUACUGUUUUUGAAGUUGAACAAAGCCUAAGUAUCUGGAACUUAGAACUGCACUGAAUUUACUGCAUUGACUGAAGUAUUUGACUUAAGGCUGGAAUACACUACACGACCUUUGCCCAGAUUUUUGCCCUGAUUUGCGGUCUGGAGGAGCCGAUGCAUGUUGAAAGUCACGGCAAGUCUACAACUAUUGGGCAAAAGUUAACACACUGUAAAAAAUUAUCUAUAAAAAAAACAGUGUCUGAAGUUGCUACAAGCUUUUUUUAAAAAAAAAAUAUAGUACUGAUUUUACAGACUGAACUAAUUUAAAGUCAAAUAACGGCAUUGUCUCACAAUAGCAAAAUGCCAAUGUACUAAAAUCAGUUUGGCACCUUUAGAAUAAAAUGACAACUAGCAUAAAAACCACAGAUUGCAAAGAUGGAGCAACAUGAUGAGUCAAAGUUCAAGUAGCUUGUCCACAAGCAGAGAAUAUUAAUUAUUAAAAGGUGCACAAUCUCAUCCACAAAAAUACAAAGCAUGGUAACACAUGAGACUUAAAUAAUGCAAUUACCAUUCAUUUAACAACAUGAGAUAUAACAUAAAUGAAGCAAAAAUGCACACAACUGAUAACAAAAAAAAUAAGAUUUUUUAUUUUUAUAAAAAUUAAAAGUGUCACACAAGGACCGAUUUUACACUAAAUUAUAUGAUGGUCUUUUUUGACUUGCUUUUUUACUUUUAAAAAAUGGCAUUUAAGAGUAUUUUACAUUAGAUCAUCCAAUAUAUUUGUUUUUAAAUAUAUCCGAUAACCAUAUAUUAUUAAAAUUACAAACACUUUCUUACAGUGUGGACUCCUUUUAUUUUGUCUGCUCAAGAUUCUGUGUAAAAAUGCAAUGCUGCAUAUUUAAUGUGUGCUCUUCACUCAUUUGGUGUAUGAUGCCCUGUUUUUUUUCUUUCUGAAACCAUUUUAAAAAGUGGUCAAAGUUUAUGAUGCAUAGUGUUUGUCCAGAUUUUAAAAGUCGUACAGUGUAUUCCAGACUUAACACAACACUCUCAUUGAAAAACAAUUCUCAGUU